Molecule: messenger RNA, 955 nt
Organism: Onthophagus taurus
Lineage: Eukaryota; Metazoa; Arthropoda; Insecta; Coleoptera; Scarabaeidae
Gene: Cpsf4
Product: cleavage and polyadenylation specific factor 4, 30kDa
Molecular function (GO): RNA binding; zinc ion binding
Source: RefSeq, a predicted model, not a curated record
AAUUUUUGACGUGUUUAUAUCUACCUAACCUCAAAAAAAAAAGAAAAGUACGAAAAGUUCCACUUUUAAAAUGGAAUGUCUCGUAGCGAACGUAGAAUCUAUUAAAUUUGAUAUUGAAAUAGCCCUAGAUGAACAAUAUGGUGCUUUACCUUUACCUUUUCAUGGAAUGGAUAAAUCAAUUGCUGCUGUUUGCCAAUUUUAUUCGUCCCCGAUGGGUUGCCCAAAAGGCCCCCAAUGCCCAUUCAGACACGUAAGAGGAGAUAGAACGAUUGUUUGUAAACAUUGGCUAAGAGGUUUAUGUAAAAAAGGGGAUCAAUGCGAAUUUUUACAUGAAUAUGAUAUGACGAAAAUGCCCGAGUGUUAUUUUUAUUCUCGCUUCAAUGCCUGUCACAACAAAGAGUGCCCCUUCUUACACAUUGACCCAGAAAGUAAAAUCAAAGAUUGUCCGUGGUAUGACCGCGGUUUUUGUAGGCACGGCCCCCAUUGCAGACAUCGACAUGUUCGAAGAGUUUUAUGUACAAAUUAUUUGGCUGGAUUUUGUUCUGAUGGAUCAUUGUGCAAAUAUAUGCAUCCAAGAUUCGAAUUACCCGCACCUCCAGAUCAAAAUAUGAAAGAUCAGAAGAAGCCUCCCGUUAUUAUUUGUCAUUUUUGUGGAGAACAUGGCCAUAAAGCCGUCCAUUGUAAUAAAAUUACCCCAGAACACAAUAAAGAUGAUGGGGAUCAUCGUAAUAAACAUAACGACGGUCAUGAUGGGCAACAAGGAGGUCAAUUAUUCACGAGGAUGAUGCCGAAAAAAUUGGAAGAUGUUACGUGUUACAAAUGUGGAACGAAAGGACAUUACGCAAAUCGUUGUCCGAAAGGGCAUUUAGCUUUUUUGUCACAAUCGAAAAAUAAUAGUAAUAAUAAUAAUCAAGAUAUGUUUUAAUGGAUAAUAAAGAAUUUUUUUUAAUUGAUA